ACGGUUGAGUAAUAUAUAUUUUGCUGUUUCAGCUCUUCUGUUUUUGUUCAUAAAUAAUGGAAUUGUGAAAUAAAACAGGCAAUAUGUCGUUAAUACACUGGAAAAAAGUGGAAAAUGAGGCAGGGUAUCCGUGUUAUAUCGAUGAGGUGUCUAGUAAACAACAAUAUGAUCAUCCUGAGUUUCAGAAGAUUAUGGAAUCUCUUGAAGAAUAUGACGGGAUCAAAUAUAACGCUUAUCGUGUUGCAUUCAAGAUAUACGAUUUUCAAAAACACCUGAGAGUUCCUCCUCUCCGGAUCAGCUCAGGAGUAUUUGCUAGGCACCAGCUCAGCCUAUCAGAAAGCAGUCUGUCUCUAGACACAGUGGAACUGGAGUCUGUCCUAGCAGACAUUUACUUUGCAGCAGAAAAAGAAGGUUUAUUCACAGGAGACAUUGAUUUAGCCGUAGACUUGCUGAUCAACCUGUUGCUAAAUAUUUAUGAUAGUGAAAGAAAAGAACCAGUACGAGUUUUAGCAGCAAAGACUUUACUUAUAAUUUUGAGUGAAGAAUCAGCGUCUGACAAAUGGGGAGCUCUGGCCAACUGUUGUAUGGACCAUAAUGGUUGUGUGUCACCCAAGAGACUAGCGGCCCUGUUGGCACAUGUGACCGCAUUGUCUGCAUACCUUGGAGUGAUGUGUGACCAUGCUCAAGCUGAUGUGGAGGCUUGUUUUGACAAGAGUGCGGGCAUGCUCGGCGUGAGUGCCCGCGCCGUGUCGGAGUGGGGCGUGCAGCGCUGCAGCAGCGCGCGCUGGCUGCCCGUGCUGCAGCGCCUCGUGGCCAGCAGGAACAGCGCUAACGUCUCCGCUACGUGCGCUCAUUGCUCUCAACCUCUUAUACAGGUGCUCAAAUUCAAAUGCAGUAAAUGCAGUGACAUCUACUUCUGUGAGAAGUGCUAUUUGUAUGACAAGGACCUGACCACCGUCAGUGGACAUAAGAAGACGCAUCUUGUACAUGAGAUCAUGGACGGACAGACAAAAACAUCAGAAUGUAUAAACUUCAUAAAGGGUAUGAAGAGACUAUUCUUCUGUACUAAAACUAAGAAGAAAGGCCCUAAGAAGGGUUCUAAGAAGAAUGUAGACAAUGUGGACAGUGGUACAGUCAGAAGAAGGAAGGAUGGCAGGCCUGUGAUCUUCACGUCUACAGUGGGUAAAGCUUCAGGCAAUAAUGCAAGUAACCCCACUGUUGUGUUAAAUGAUAUUAUUACGCAGCUUGAAACGCAACACAAAUCCCUCCAAGAGCUGUCGAGCAGGCUUGACAGGUUGUAUGGGAGUGAGGCUGAUGCCAAGAACAAUGACAAUGAUGAGUUGCGGACCAAAGUGGAGGCGCACUGGGCUCACAUGUCCACACAGAUUAGCAGACUGAAGGCUUUGAAGGAGAACCUAUCAUCAAGUCAAACGAUAAUAGUAUCAGAAAAUGCUCCGAAAACCGACAAAAUCGAACGACCGCAAGCAUUUGAUCUAUUCAGUCCAAUACCAGUGAUUGAAAACGAAAAGCAGUCCAAAGUCGCAGACAUUAAAAGCCAGCCGCGGGUACUGAGUCUGGAUUCUGGAAACUUCUCUGUGGUUUCGAAGCCAGAGAGUCAGAAUUUGCUGACUAUGUCUGGAGAUGCUCUGAAGCCUGUAGUCGUGCAUGCCACCUCUGACAGCAUAUCUACUGUGUCUAUGAAUGAUAUCAGCAAUUGGUAUAAUGAAACUGAAUCACUACCAGAGAAAAGAGUACGUAGCAAGCCUCGCCUAGCGGACACGACGAACCACUCAUUAUCAGCUGCUGAGCAGAAGUUCGCGGCCGACAUACGACAUGUAGAGGACAGUAACGAUAAGAUGAAGGAACUUAAUGCUGACCUAGACACCGUACUCGAUAGACUGCAGCAAAUAUUGACUAAUAAUUUUGCUAUGGAUGACUCAUGCUUUGACAACACUCAACUGCGGGAGACGGCGAAUGAAAUGGAAGGGUUACUCGGUACUUUAAUACGAGGGGUCGAGCAGAGAGCCACAUUGAACGCUACGAAAGGACUAGUAUAAGAUAUACAAAGUUAUCGACAUGCAAUAGAUGCAUGUGUGUAAUUUUGUAUUUAUUGAGAUAUUGGAAAAGUAUGGCGUCAUUUACUCUGCUGAAAGUAAGUGAAAACGUUUCAAGUUAGUAUAAUUAGCAAAUUGAUAAUCUGGUUAUCGGAUACCAUUUUGCUCAAAGGCAGUUUGAAUUGAAAAAAAUAAUGAAAUGAAUUAUACAAUUUUAGGCUUUAAAUACUUUAGCUUAUAUUAUAAUAGAAUUCAAAGAUAUUUUAAAUAGAAAUUAACUUCUUAAUCUCUGAUUAUGAAAUCCACAACGUUCAUACAAAAGUAGUCUAAACAACGGAAAUAAGGUCUAUAAUGGUGUAAGAGCGGUCACAUUACUCACUUUGAGCAGCGGAAGUAGCGCAAGUACACACUGAAUUAGCGCAGUAGCGCAUUAUUUUGCGCAAACUGAGAUUAAAGCAAUUGCACUGAUUUGUUUUGACUUAUUUUUAUGUACCUCUAAUUAUAGUUGUUUCAUAAAUGUAUAAAUCUAUGAACUACUAAUGCCUGUGACAUCAAAUAUUGAAUUUUUAAUUUUCUUGAUACUCAUUGUAGCUCUUAUGUAAAAGAGAUAUGACUUAUUUUGCAAUAGCAAUGAAGACUGGUUGACAUGUUCAUUAUAUUAUUUGAAUUGUAACUGUCAAUUUAUUCACUGACAAUUUAAAAGCUUGCUACUUGAUACCUUAUAAUUAUGUAAACAAUGCAGGCCAUAUACGACUCUAAUAUUGAAGGAAUAAUAAUUAUUAUUGAAAAUUGUGUUCAUAGCGAAAUAAAAUUCGCAAAAGUACAGCUAUGAUUUAAUUGGUUGUGCGCUUAUGUGUAAAAAAGAAUCUCAUCUACGAAUCUCAGUACCUUGAAUUUUUUAUAUCAAGUAUUUAAGUUAUAUCUAUUGAAUGCCUGUUAUGAUCAUAAUAUUAUAACAAUGUAAUGUUUAAAAAGACUUAUGAAACAGUUCCUCUGUCAAGCAAAUGUCAAUCUUAUGACCAUCCAUUUCAUUGAAUCUCAUGUUUAAUUAUGAAGUCUAUUAUAAGGUUAAUUUCGAACAAAUGUUUAGUUACUUUUACCCCCAGUUUACAUGGUAUGUUAAUUAAUUUUAAGAUAAUUCAGCCGUCCUUAAUUUUGGUGCUCAAUUUAAGAACUAUUGUAGAAAUCUCGUAUACAAUAAAAACGCAUAUUAGAAAAGUAACAUGCCAUAUAUUUUAUAAAAAAUUUACAUACAUUUUCGUGUUUAUUAAAUAGAAAAAAUAAUAAUAUUGUCAUA
Molecule: messenger RNA, 3351 nt
Organism: Spodoptera litura
Lineage: Eukaryota; Metazoa; Arthropoda; Insecta; Lepidoptera; Noctuidae
Product: dystrophin-related protein 2
Biological process (GO): synaptic signaling
Cellular component (GO): plasma membrane
Molecular function (GO): zinc ion binding
Source: RefSeq, a predicted model, not a curated record